CAGAAGAAGGAGAAAGGGUUAAGAGUGUAGAGAGAGAAGGAGAGAAGACGAGAGGGUUUACAGUGGGAAUAUCUACGAUCGUUCGGUGGCAAUUUGGUAAAUUUGAUGAGUGACAGAGGAGCAGGGGCAGCGCCGGCGGCGGCUGCGGCGGGAGGUCUGGUGACGGACCACCAAAUAGCGGAGGCGCUGGAGGUUCUGCUUCGCGACGCCAGUUCGUUCACCUCCCUAAACGGUGUCGUACAGCAGCUCGAAUCCAAAUUGGGCGUCGAUUUGAGCCACAGAAUCGACUUCAUUCGCGCACAGAUCCAGCAUUUCCUUCUCCAGCCCCACCCGCAGCCUCACCCGCAGACACACCCGCAGAAUUACGUCCCCCAGCACCACCAGCGGGACCAUUUCUCCAUAACUCAAACCCCUAGCUUUCACCCGCAGCAUCCGCCUCCGAAUUUCACCGUGCACCAUGCCGCGGCAGAGGGCUAUGGUUUCCUCCCGCCGCCGCAGCCUCAGCCGCAAUUGUCUCAUCCUCAGCAGACGGCGCCGGUGUUGGCGAAAGACACUAGCGGCGCGACUCCCAGUGCUCCUGCUAAAGAGAGUGCUCCACCUGCAAGAAAAAGAAGAGGUGGGCCAGGUGGCCUGAACAAACUCUGUGGCGUUUCACCGGAGCUUCAAACCAUUGUGGGUCAGCCUACCAUGCCAAGGACAGAGAUUGUGAAACAGUUGUGGGCUUAUAUAAGGAAAAACAAUCUUCAAGAUCCAAACAACAAAAGAAAGAUAAUUUGCAAUGAUGAGCUCCGUUUGGUAUUCGAGACGGAUUGUACUGACAUGUUUAAGAUGAACAAAUUGCUGGCCAAACACAUACUCCCCCUCGAGCCUACAAAACAGGCAGGGGAAGUUGCGAAGAAAGCGAAAGUUGGGUCGGUUGCAGAGGAGCCUUCGAUUAAACGUGACGAGCCUAUACCAAUUGUUAUGAUAUCUGAAGUACUUGCCAAUUUCAUUGGAACUGAAGAGAGGGAGAUGGCGCAAGCAGAAGUAUUGAGGCAGAUGUGGGAGUACAUAAAAGUUCAUCAGCUUGAAGAUCCUUCUAACUCGGCAGCCAUCAUAUGCGAUGCAAAACUACAAGAGCUUCUCGGAUGUGAAAGCAUUUCAGCUCUCGGUAUGCCUGAGAUCUUGGCACAGCGCCAUUUACAGAAGAAAUCAUGAUUGUCCAUACUGACUGACGCAAUGGUAAAUGCUAACUCAUUCGUGUUCUGACAUCUUUCGCUUGUGCUAUCUUGGAUGGUCCAAGAUUUAAUGACUAUGUUGGUAGAGUUGUGAGGUUGUUCUAUGGAUGAAUAUAUAUAUAUAUAUAUAUGACUUUGGUUAUUGCUGGCUAGUAUUGCUUACAGAACUUCCAUUCUUUCAAUGUUGAAAGCAUGUAUCGAUGUAAUUAAGCUGACGAAUGCUAGGAGAAUCCUUGUAAAAGUAGGAUCUAUGCUAUACUUUGUUGGUGUAAAAUGGUUAUCAACAUAUUAGGUCACUGUAUUUGCAGAAUCCUGUGUUGUUUCUGCCUAUAUUCUUUGUUUGUUUCCUCUUUA
Molecule: messenger RNA, 1571 nt
Organism: Andrographis paniculata
Lineage: Eukaryota; Viridiplantae; Streptophyta; Magnoliopsida; Lamiales; Acanthaceae
Exons: 6
Coding region: 106-1197 (363 amino acids)
Cellular component (GO): nucleus
Source: RefSeq, a predicted model, not a curated record